Messenger RNA from Penicillium subrubescens, 1944 nucleotides. RefSeq lists its product as uncharacterized. The transcript has 4 exons. Gene Ontology annotation, cellular component: nucleus; cytoplasm. The record is from RefSeq and is a predicted model, not a curated record. Gene Ontology annotation, biological process: meiotic recombination checkpoint signaling; protein phosphorylation. NCBI's taxonomy places the organism in Eukaryota, Fungi, Ascomycota, Eurotiomycetes, Eurotiales, Aspergillaceae. Gene Ontology annotation, molecular function: protein binding; ATP binding; protein serine/threonine kinase activity. Bases 1 to 1944 code for a protein of 647 amino acids.
AUGGAGGCCACCCAAGAAUCUACUCAGCCAUGUGCGGACCCUCGCCGGAUGGGGCUCAACAACUCUGGGCUCCAUGAUCAGGAUCUGGCCGACAUCAUCUGUAUCCUGCAUCCGAACUCUCAUGCCGCGCACGAUGCGGUUGCUGCCACUGCAAGCCUAGGCAAUCAACAUAUUUUACAACAAGAUGUCUUGGACUUCGAAACGUCUGAGACUGCUGCUCUCGAUGUUGCCUUGAGGCUGUCAUCGCAAGUAUGCGACCUCGGGGUGGGCUUCUGCUUUGGUCGCAACCGCGCCCGUUGUGAUGUCCUUCUGGCUGUCGACGAUGAAGCGAAACGGGUUUCUAAUACUCAUUUCCGGAUCUACCUGACUGGCGACGGCAUCAUCAUGUUGCAAGACACCUCUACCAACGGCACCAUAGUAGACAACUGCCGCCUCAGGAAGAAUCAAAAGGAGAAUAGUCGGAUGCUCACCAACGGUUCAGUCAUCCAAGUGGUGACUGGAAACCAAGGAUCCGAUGAGGUGCGGUUUGUCGUACGAAUCCCAUCUCGCGAAGGCUUCGCCGUUCAAUACACCCAGAAUGUCCUUCGUUACUUCGAACGUGUACAGCAGGUGGCAGGAGCCAUGCAGCUUAGGAAUCGAAAUGGCCCAACUCCGCCUGUGCUAUCAUGGUCGGUCGCAAACACCUACGGUAUGCAUUGGACGGGCGGCUCGGAGUACAAUGUGACAGGGCAGAUUGGCAAAGGCGCCUUCGCCACGGUCUACAAGCUAGCUACCAAGCAGCAUGGAGCGAUAUAUGCUGCGAAAGAACUGGACAAGCGGCGCUUCAUGAAGAAUGGUAUUCUGGAUCAAAAGGUCGACAAUGAGAUGAAGAUUAUGCGUGACUUGAAACAUCCCAACAUCGUUCAAUAUAUCGACCACCAUGAACAUGAUCGAUGGAUUUACAUUAUCAUGGAGUACGUUCCCGGGGGCGAGCUAUCCACAUAUCUCUCCAGCCACGGCAAGAUCGCAGAGGACAUGGUGCGGACAAUCGCUCGCCAACUCUUACGGGCACUUCACUACCUUCACAAAAAACGCAUCACCCACCGCGACAUCAAACCGGACAACAUCUUGAUCGCUUCCCUAGAUCCGCUGCGCAUUAAACUGUCGGACUUUGGACUAUCAAAAGUCACCCAGGAGGAGACAUUUCUCAAGACAUUCUGCGGUACCCUACUGUACUGUGCGCCCGAAGUCUACCCCGACUAUGAAACAUACCGACGGGGUGAGCUGAGAAAGAGACGUCGCGUUGGGGAUCCCCCUCCCAAGACGUCGCCUUACAGCCAGUCAGUUGACAUGUGGUCACUGGGUGCUGUGCUGUACCAUAUUCUCUCUGGAGUUCCUCCGUACUCCGGACGGGCAGAGGAACGCGGUGUUGCCAUGCUGCGAAGCAUCAUGGAAUCAGAGGCAGAUUUCGAUAUCUUGCGACGUGAGGGUGUAUCGGAAUCUGGCGUUGAGUUCGUUGCUCAGCUUCUCAAUCGAGAUCCUUUCAUGCGACCAACGGAAAAGCAAUGUUUCCAGCAUCCAUGGAUUGCCGAAGUCCCGGACGUGGAUGAAUAUGAAGACGAUGACAUCUUGGUAGACGCACGCGACGCUCUCUCGGUCAUAGGAGAGGCCGAGGAAGAGCUCGAUGCGUCCCAAUUGUCGAUUCAUGAGGACGCUGCAUACACACUUGCGACAGGUGCAGAGGAGUCUAGCAGCAACGAAGCCCUUGCCAAAAGGCCACGCAUCGAAUACAUCCCUGCGGGCAUUCGAUACCCAUCUCUUCCCAAAAUUGAGAGUUUCCAGGAUGGCCAAAUGGUUGCCGAGACCCACGCAAGAAGGCUCUUUGGCGAAGUCACCUCUUCAGCUCUACGCAGCUCCUAUGCCCUUGGCACUGGGUCGGCUUUGCUUCUUCUGGUGAGUCGGUGA